AUGCCACUCCCCAAGUCAGAUUACAUGAGCGACUCCUGGAAGGAUGGCCUGUUUGCGAACAAGGUCGUCUUCUGCACCGGCGGCGCGGGCACCAUCUGCAGCGCCCAAGUCCGCGCUCUAGUCCAUCUCGGAGCGAAUGCUUGCAUCAUCGGCCGCAAUGUGGAGAAGACAGAGCGCGUUGCUCAGGACAUUGCGACUGCACGACAGGGUGCAAAGGUGAUUGGGAUUGGGGCCGUGGAUGUGCGGAAUUUCGAGAGCUUGAAGACGGCAGUGGAUCGCUGCGUGGAGGAAUUCGGAGGCAUUGAUUUUGUCAUUGCCGGCGCAGCAGGCAACUUCUUAGCCUCAAUCGAGCAGCUUUCCGUCAAUGCGUUCAAGUCGGUCAUGGAUAUUGACAUCCUGGGCUCGUACAAUACCCUCAAAGCCACCAUUCCACACCUGUUAAAGUCGGGAAACAAACACAAAAUGGACUCGGGGUCGCUCCAGCCAUCUCCCCUCGGCACCGGCGGAAGAAUCAUCUUCGUCAGCGCCACCAUCCAUUACCGGGGCAUGCCCUUCCAGACCCACGUGUCGGUCGCGAAAGCCGGCAUCGACGCUUUGUCGAACAAUGUUGCCAUUGAAUACGGUCCCCUCGGCGUGACCUCCAACAUCAUUGCCCCCGGCCCCAUUGCUCAAACGGAGGGUCUGGAGCGUCUCUUGCCAUCCGAUGCCAAGGCUGCCUACACGCGAUCCCAGCCCCUAGGUCGCGUCGGGCAUGUUCGCGACAUUUCCGAUGCGACGGUAUAUCUCUUUUCUGACACAGGGAGCUACGUGAGUGGCCAGACGCUCGUCGUGGACGGCGCGAACUGGCGCAUGUCGGCUAGUGGUGUAGCCGGUGCCGGGCUGAGCUACCCGGAUUUCCUACUCUCAGGAAUGGAUGUACCCAAUGUUACGGGCAAGAAGAAGUCGAAGCUGUGA
Messenger RNA from Penicillium lagena, 954 nucleotides. Its product is annotated as SDR family oxidoreductase. The transcript is spliced from 6 exons. The record is from RefSeq and is a predicted model, not a curated record. NCBI's taxonomy places the organism in Eukaryota, Fungi, Ascomycota, Eurotiomycetes, Eurotiales, Aspergillaceae. Gene Ontology annotation, molecular function: 2,4-dienoyl-CoA reductase (NADPH) activity. Gene Ontology annotation, biological process: fatty acid catabolic process. Bases 1 to 954 code for a protein of 317 amino acids.